GCGCGCGCGCGCGCGGGAGUCCCACGUGGGACCCGGUGGGGCGGGGGGCCGGUCGGGACUGGAGCAUCCCGCCACGUCAGUCUGCGGCUCUGAGCCAAUCCCGCGCUCGGGCUGCCGAGAGGGAGCCGUGUGGUGCUGAGAAGUGGCAUUCGGGAGAAAGGAGGCCUCUUCCUUCUCUCCCUCUCUUCAGGGGCAGCUUCUCGGAAACCUAGCACGGGGCCGAGAAGUCUCGGGCAAAGGCCGACCAGUUUAUGUGAAGCUCCGGGCAUCGAAUUUUGGGAUUUCUUAUCUAGGUUGUGAAGAAUUUCGAAGUCUAGAAAACACCAACUGUGUCCUUAAAGGAUCUGCCCCUUUUCUGGCCUUGCAGAUCACAAUGAAGAACCAAGACAAAAAGAAUGGGCCUGCCAAACACUCCAACUCGAAGAGCAGCCCGGGGCAACGGGAAGCUGGACCCGAGGGAACCCAUGGACGACCCAGACAGACAGCUCCUGGGGCGGAAGCUGAAGGCUCCACAAGCCAGGCUCCUGGGAAGCCCGAGGGGGCUCGAGCCAAAGCAGCUCAGUCCGGGGCCCUCUGUGACGUCUCUGAGGAGCUGAGCCGGCAGCUGGAAGACAUUCUGAGUACAUACUGUGUGGACAACAAUCAGGGAGGCCCAGGUGAGGAGGGAGCACAGGGUGAGCCCACCGAGCCGGAAGACACAGACAAGUCCAGAACCUAUGCUGCCAGGAAUGGGGAGCCUGAACCAGGCAUUCCAGUAGUCAAUGGCGAGAAGGAGACCUCUAAGAGGGAGCCUGGCACAGAAGAGAUCCGAGCAGGUGAUGAGGUUGGAGACCGAGACCAUCGAAGACCACAAGAAAAGAAGAAAGCCAAGGGUCUAGGGAAGGAGAUCACUUUGCUGAUGCAGACACUGAACACGCUGAGUACCCCCGAGGAGAAGCUGGCUGCACUGUGCAAGAAGUACGCGGAGCUGCUGGAAGAGCAUCGGAACUCACAGAAACAGAUGAAGCUCCUGCAGAAGAAGCAGAGUCAGCUCGUGCAGGAGAAGGACCAUCUGCGUGGGGAGCAUAGCAAGGCUGUCCUGGCCCGAAGCAAACUUGAGAGUCUGUGCCGGGAGCUGCAGCGGCACAACCGCUCCCUAAAGGAAGAAGGUGUGCAGCGAGCCCGUGAGGAAGAGGAGAAGCGCAAAGAGGUGACUUCACACUUCCAGGUGACACUGAAUGACAUUCAGCUACAGAUGGAACAGCAUAACGAGCGGAACUCAAAGCUCCGCCAGGAAAAUAUGGAACUAGCCGAGAGGCUCAAGAAGUUGAUUGAGCAGUACGAGCUUCGUGAGGAGCACAUCGACAAAGUCUUCAAGCAUAAGGACCUGCAGCAGCAGCUAGUGGAUGCCAAGCUCCAGCAGGCUCAGGAGAUGCUGAAGGAGGCAGAGGAGCGGCACCAGCGGGAGAAGGAGUUUCUCCUGAAGGAAGCGGUGGAGUCCCAGAGGAUGUGUGAGCUGAUGAAGCAGCAGGAGACGCACCUCAAGCAGCAGCUCGCCCUGUACACAGAGAAGUUCGAGGAAUUCCAGAACACACUUUCCAAAAGCAGUGAAGUAUUCACCACGUUCAAACAGGAGAUGGAAAAGAUGACAAAGAAGAUCAAGAAGCUGGAGAAAGAAACCACCAUGUAUCGAUCCCGGUGGGAGAGCAGCAACAAGGCUCUGCUGGAGAUGGCUGAAGAGAAAACCCUCCGGGACAAAGAGCUGGAAGGCCUGCAGGUGAAAAUCCAGCGCCUGGAGAAGCUGUGCCGAGCGCUGCAGACUGAGCGCAAUGACCUCAACAAGAGGGUACAGGACCUGACUGCUGGGGGCCAGGGCUCCCUCACUGACAUUGGCUCUGAGCGGAGGCCGGAGGCUGCCACUGCCUCCAAGGAACAAGGUGUUGAGAGUCCUGGGGCUCAACCGUCCAGCUCUACCAGGGCCACAGACGCUCCUGGCUGUCCAGGAGCACCAAGCACAGAAACAGCAGGCCAAACAGGCCCCGGAGAGCCCACCCCUGCCACUGCCUAGAGAUCAUGGUGCUUGGGCAUGCUGGGAAAGGAGCAGCAGCCCAGUCAGGCCUGGUCCAUGCAAGGCUUCCAUACUGAGCAGCCUAGUGCUGAGGCCAGGGUGUUCUGACCUGGAGGGCGUCGGACACUUCGAAAUUUUGAAUUUUGGGGGUUAGUCUUACAUGGAUGGGGCAGGUGUGCAAACCCUCAAUUCCAUAGUGAACACCUGUGGGUGUACUGUGGCCUUUCACCACAGAUGGUAUGCAGAUGAAGCUGGUGACUCUAAACUGAAGAGUUGUAGAAGAUGUCACCUGUAUCUGCCAUCACAGUAAGCUGGCAGGUCAGAUGACUCCAGUAUUUUCCUACCCAGCUCUGAGGCUCGGGCCCCUCUUGGCCUUUUCAGAGCUCGUGACAAGUGAAAACACCCAGGCCUGGACUCUUAUUUUUUGUAAGCAGAACUUGGGCAGUUUGGGCUCCUGUCACUCCCCUGGAGGUUCCAUUGCUUCUCUUAACCUGGGAAUGGUGUCCCUGGCAGAGUCUUUGUGGGAACAGAAGUGGAGGGUGUGCCUGUAUGGGAGGGAAUCCCCUUGGGCCCAUUUCCCUCUAGUAGAGCCAGGUCCAGGCCAGCGUUGCUUCUCAGUUCUCAGUAGCCUUAUCAUUCACAGGUGCCUCGAGCCUGCACAAAGAAUUGACAGACGUCACCCAAAGGAUUCUUUUGGGAGGGUUUUUGUUUGCUUGUUUUGCAUAAGAGUUUGUAUUAAAGAACUAAAAAGGAAGGAACAGGGAUACUCUAGCAGUGGUCUCCAGGUGCCUGGCCUCCAGUGCCCCACUCAGAACAGCCCUGUCAGGGUCCUUUGCCAUGUAAUGCCAAGGUACCCUGCUUGGGAACAUGAGAUAUUUCAGAGAAGGGAAGAGGUUUCUAAUGGCUUUGCCACAAGCUUGCCUAUGGGCCUAGGAGGUGACCACUGAUUCCCAUCACUGAUUCUCCAUGCAGCCUUUGCUGGUCCACAUGCCCCUUGGCAUCAUUGACUGCAGGUCCUUGUGCUCCUUGGCAUCAUUUCUUUGCUCCUGCUCCUCACCUCCAGCUCAGAGGAGUGGUUUCUGAGGACUACUCUUGUGCCAUUUCCUAGCACCCUCUUGGCCAAAAAGUGAGUACUUGGGAUUUCACUUUCCUCUGCCUAAGCCGGCAGGUAGGUCAAGAACAGACAUCCCAGGAACCAAAACAGCUGCAGGGAGCUGUCUUUGCCUCCCCUCCCUCCCCCUCACAGUGUUGCUGUGUUCUCUUCCGGCUCUGCUGAAGUCCUGUUGCACACCUGCCAGGAUGUGAGUCAGUUUCCACAGCAGCUUUCUGGACUGUCUUGGAAGCUGAGGCUCCACUACCGUAAGCUGAGGUUGCUUCUUACUGUAUUUCAACUAUUACAUUAUCCUGCAAAGUUUAUUUGUCUUUCAUAACUAGCCUCUAAGCCCCCACACACAUUAAAAAAUAGAGUUGGGUGUGUGGUAUAUUCCUAUAAUCCCAGAACUCAGCAGAGCUAAGAAGCAGGACCCCUUGUCAGAAAGCCAAAAAGUGAAAGGCUGGUAGAAAUCAUCACAUGCUAAUGAUCAUGUGUUUAAGUCCAGAAACAAAUUAAUGACCCUUGCCCAUGUCACAGGCUCUACCAUUUCAAAUACUUGCUACCCUGGUAUAUUUCUCCACUCAGGGUGCCCGGCAGCUGUGAGAGUGUUGAGGCUCUGCCAUCUCCAGCUGGGAUCUGUUAUCCUGUGGAAUUUCUCCCAAGGUCUUAGAUCUUGGAAAUCAUAGUAUUCUUCCUGAUCCAGUAAGGCCUCGCAGCCCGCAGUCCAGGCUGAGAUCUGACCUGUUAACCCAUGGGGCUCCUUAGGCCACAGAGAUGUAAGGAUACAGCAUCUUUUGCCUCCUUGAAAACGGGAGGGCCUUCUGUGGUCCACUUGUAUUGGCUUGCCUCACUUCAGCUACCUCUUAAAGCUUGUUGCAGGGGUUACAGCUGUUGGGUCUCAGCGUGGCAGGAGAACCUUGGCUGUUCGCUCCAUCCACUUGUAGGCACCCAGGGCAAUGCAUAGGCAGUAAUCUCUUCCUUUCUCCUUCUCUCUGACCAAAUCUAAACAGUCACUACAGCUGUUCUGCUUUCCAAAGUCAGCCCAGGAGCCUGGGCUAGUUGCAGGGAGGUGCCCUGUCUGUGAGAGGGCCAGUGCUUUCCUCACUUGGGCAAGUCCCUGCACGUGACCUCAUUUUAGGACCAAGAGCUGUGUUGGUUUCUUAGAUUGUUAGCUUACUCUCUAGAGGACCACAAUGGGUAUGGCUUAGAGCCCAGGGCCCUUGGCUGUACAAACAAUAUUUAGGUCCUUGUCCAGGGAAGAGCUUCAUGUUCGCCAUGUCAGCCCUACUUUUUGUCGUUUUUCCAGGAGGCUUUCUGACCAUGGGUGGAGCUUAGGCACUUUCUGUAAGGACGUUGUUUCUGUAAAGAUGGUUAAUUUAAUGCUUCCUAACCCCAUCAUAUUAGUCCUACUGAGGGCUGACCCAGAGGCCAAUGGAGCUGCCCAGCUGCAGCCUGCUUAGAGCUGCUCCAUCCCCCUUCCACAUUAACAGCAUGGAUGGAUCACCAGGCAUCUGACCGCCCUUAACCAGCCUGGGGUAGGAGGGCUGCCUCUGUCCCCAUGAUUGCUUUCCUUUGCCACCCACACUUGUUUGAAGUUGUGCUGACCGCUUUUUUUCCCCCUCUUUCUCUUUCCCCUUCCGAGUCUACUUUUGGUAUUCACAACAGCCAGGGACUUGAUAUGGAUGUAUUUUACACCACAUUAAAUAGUCUGUUGCUGCCUUACUUGUACCUCAGCUAAUUGGAUUGUUUGAUGAUGUUUCUGGAUCUGCAGAGUGGCAGUGGCCAGGACCGUCCUGCAUCCUUCUGCUGGCCACAAGUUGAGGACCAUGACAGAUUCUUUAGCUGUGAUUGCGCUUGGUGUAGAAAAAUCAUCAAAGGGCAUAAGUAAAAAAUUUUAGAUCUUUCAAUAACGUAUGCAGACCUGUAGUCCCAUUUCGCAAAGGCUGAGGCAUGGGUGCUGUGAGCUCAAGGUUGCCUUGGGCAACAUCAGCAAGGCUUAUAUGAACAGAAACCCUGUCUCAAGGGGGUGAGGUUGAGGGCCUCCAGAUAUGGUGGGACAUGCCCUUAAUCCCAGCACUCUGAAGGAAAAGACAGAAGGAACGCUCAAUUUGAGGUCAGCCUGGUACACAUGUAGUGUCCAGUUUGCUGCAGGAGGAGUACUGUGAGGAGGAGGGGUGGCUAGAUGGUGGAGAGGAUGUACUCCUUCAAGUUGCCUUUUGCUCUCUAUAAAUACAGCUU
Molecule: messenger RNA, 5378 nt
Organism: Mastomys coucha (southern multimammate mouse)
Lineage: Eukaryota; Metazoa; Chordata; Mammalia; Rodentia; Muridae
Gene: Txlna
Product: taxilin alpha
Exons: 10
Coding region: 374-2047 (557 amino acids)
Molecular function (GO): syntaxin binding
Source: RefSeq, a predicted model, not a curated record